Molecule: messenger RNA, 1182 nt
Organism: Salvia miltiorrhiza (redroot sage)
Lineage: Eukaryota; Viridiplantae; Streptophyta; Magnoliopsida; Lamiales; Lamiaceae
Product: 40S ribosomal protein S2-4-like
Exons: 2
Coding region: 202-1017 (271 amino acids)
Biological process (GO): translation
Cellular component (GO): ribosome; cytosolic small ribosomal subunit
Molecular function (GO): structural constituent of ribosome; RNA binding
Source: RefSeq, a predicted model, not a curated record
CACAAUAGACCAGAAAUCAAAUCUCUCCAAUUACACAAAGACCAACUCACCCAAAAUAUAAUUGGGCUUCUUAGUAAACCCUAAGCCCAUUAGAUCUACCUUUUAUAUAAACUCUUUGCUUCCGAGCUAGGGUUUCAGUCUGUUCAGCACACUCAAAUUCACUCGCCUCUCACUUCUCUCAACCUAGACCUAAAAACAACCAUGGCGGAAAGAGGCGGAGACAGGGGUGGUUUCGGGCGCGGAUUCGGUGGUCGCGGCCGUGGAGGAGACAGGGGAGGCCGUGGACGCGGCCGCCGCCCGCGCCGUGAGGCCGAGGAGGAAAAAUGGGUGCCCUGUACCAAGCUUGGCCGCUUGGUCAGGGACGGUAAGAUCAAAUCCCUCGAGCAAAUUUACCUCCACUCGCUCCCAAUCAAGGAGUACCAAAUCAUCGACCUCCUCGUGGGCCCGUCCCUCAAGGACGAGGUGAUGAAAAUCAUGCCGGUCCAGAAGCAGACCCGCGCUGGGCAGAGGACCAGGUUCAAGGCCUUCGUCGUUGUCGGAGAUAGCAACGGACAUGUCGGAUUGGGGGUGAAGUGCUCCAAGGAGGUGGCUACCGCUAUCCGCGGCGCCAUUAUAUUGGCUAAGCUGUCUGUGAUUCCGGUAAGGAGAGGUUACUGGGGUAACAAGAUUGGUAAGGUGCACACCGUUCCGUGUAAGGUUACUGGAAAGUGUGGUUCCGUUACUGUGCGGAUGGUGCCUGCUCCCCGUGGAUCAGGUAUCGUGGCUGCGCGUGUCCCAAAGAAGGUGCUCCAGUUUGCUGGAAUUGAUGAUGUGUUUACGUCUUCACGUGGAUCUACGAAAACUCUUGGAAACUUUGUGAAGGCAACUUUUGAUUGUCUUCUGAAAACUUAUGGCUUUUUAACUCCUGACUUUUGGAGGGAGACGAGAUUCACCAAAUCUCCAUUCCAAGAGUACACUGAUCUGUUGGCAAAGCCCACAUCAAAGAUUGUCCAUGUUGUGGAUGACGUUGAAGCUUGAGCGAUGUUUCGUGUUUUGUGAUAGAUUACUAUUUCAAAUUUUGUCUUUGAUGGAUUAUUAACUUUGUUGCAAAAUGUUAUUAUCCUGAAUUGGUUUAAAUACUUGUUUCUGUUGUUUAUCCAUGGAUUAUCUACUAUAAAUGUUUUGAUCUUCUUUCGUUUGUCA